UCCUCCAAAACUGAUUAUAUUCAUAUCACCUUUUGGAACUUGAAUGGUAACGAAUACGUUUUAUUCAAUUUUACAAUUGAGAACAUAAUACUUUCAAUUGUGACGGUUCAAGUAACUAUCGAAAAACCUAAUUUGAAAGGAGAUAAGAAAAUAACAAUUUGUGGAAAAUUGAGUUUAAAUUAUAUGAAAACGAAAAUUAUUAAAUUGUUAAUUAAAUACAGUGAGAUGUAGAGUUGCCCACCAUAAAAAAAUCACCCCGUAUAUGUUAUUUAUUUUAUAACAAAAACCACAAGUGUCGCUAAUUUUUGUAUAAAUUAUUUUAGUGCUCUGCAUACUGCAAAAUAUAUUUUAAUUAUACUUCUUGGGUUGACAUAUCGACACGCCGAUAGAAAAAGUAAUACAAGCUUUUAGAAAUCUUAUUUCUCUUAUAAAUUAUAUUAUUUGAAUUGCUUAAUUAAUAUCAUCCAGCACUAUGAAGCUUCUGUGCAUUUUAAUAACACUUGCCAUUGUGAACGUUGCGCCAAUUAUGACAGCAGACUAUGCAAAUUCGGUUUACAUUACAAACAAAUACAUCAAAGAGGUUUUUGAUAGAGAUCCUGAUGCAUUGGCAACUGCAAUUUAUAAUAUUAUUUACGGAGAUAAUACAUUUGAUGUAAUAAGUUUAAUGUUGGCCAUACCAGAAAAAGCAAAUAUUUUCAGUAUCGAUCAUGAUGACUCAUUUAUUAUGAACUUGCCAGUAUUUUUUUGUAAUUCAGAACAUAUUGCCAUAGCUGAUCAGGUGGCAGUGCAAGAAGCAAUUUCCCAAGUUACAACCAUCCCUGUGCCUAAACUUGGCCCGAACCAAAAUUUUGAGAAUGAUUCAUUGAUACAGCUCGGAGAAGAGAGAAGAAGUAUAACUGGAAAAGUUACAAAAAAUUUACUUAUCGCUGCAAUAGGUAAAGGAACACCAAGAUUCCGUAAUCUUACCGAAAUAUGUCGUCUAAUAGGUUUGCUCCGAAGUAUGCAAAGCCCAGAUUCAUAUAUAAAAACGGCUAUUGUUGAUCAAGACAAUUUUGUUUGUACGUUAACUUCGCAAAAUGGCAGAUUCCAAUACAUACCUGACCUCUAUUAUGCUUUGGUGAGGCAAAUGGUUCCUAAUGUUUAUGAAAGUAUUGGACACGUUUUCAAUGAUAUACAGAAUUGGUUCAUGUAAAAUAUCAAUCGUAGUUGAUUUUUUAAAAAUUAUACUGCACAUACUGUUGUUUUUUUACUUUAAUAAUAUUUAUAUGUCACACUUGUAUCUAAAUUUUCAUUUAAGUCAAUGUAUUAGAAAUUAAACAAUUUCUUUCAUUGAUAUGUUUUAAUACUAUA
Adelges cooleyi (spruce gall adelgid) is the source of this 1350-nucleotide messenger RNA. RefSeq lists its product as uncharacterized. Bases 473 to 1192 code for a protein of 239 amino acids. The record is from RefSeq and is a predicted model, not a curated record. The transcript is spliced from 11 exons. Lineage: Eukaryota; Metazoa; Arthropoda; Insecta; Hemiptera; Adelgidae.